Molecule: messenger RNA, 1020 nt
Organism: Drechmeria coniospora
Lineage: Eukaryota; Fungi; Ascomycota; Sordariomycetes; Hypocreales; Ophiocordycipitaceae
Exons: 4
Coding region: 1-1020 (339 amino acids)
Cellular component (GO): mitochondrion
Molecular function (GO): oxidoreductase activity; zinc ion binding
Source: RefSeq, a predicted model, not a curated record
AUGCGCGGGAUUGAGAUAAAAGAAUACGUCAAGGACCCGUCAGAGCUUACGGUGUCCGAGUUGCGAGACCCGACGCCCAAGGAGGACGACUAUCUCAUCCAGGUGCGCGCCUCGGCCGCCAACUUUUUCGAUAUUCUCCAGGUUCAGGGUCGCUACCAGAACCAGCCUCCGUUUCCAUGGAUAGCCGGCGCUGAGUUCGCCGGUACCAUCAUCUCUACGCCGUCGGGAGGCACGAGGAACGAGCCUCCCCGGUUCAAGCCUGGGGACCGCGUCUUUGGCGCUGCCCAGGGCGCCUUCGCCACCAAGGUCUGCGCAAAGGAGGCUGCCUUGCUACCCGUGCCGGAUGGCUGGUCGUUCCAGGAGGCCGCUGGCUUGUUCGUCACGGCGCCGACGAGCUAUGGCGCCCUCGUCUUGCGAGCCCAGAUCAAACGGGGCGACCACGUCCUCGUCCAUGCUGCGGCCGGAGGCGUCGGUCUCGCUGCUGUGCAGGUCGCCAAGGCCUUUGGAGCGACGGUCAUUGCGACCGCAUCGACGGUCCGUAAGCUGCAAAUCGCCAAAGACUUCGGCGCCGACCACGCAGUUUCCUACACGGACCCUGAAUGGCCCGCCAAGGUCAAGGCCCUGACGCCUGAUGGGCGCGGCGUCGACAUCGUCUACGACCCCAUCGGCCUCGUCGACAAGUCCACCAAGUGCACGGCUUGGAACGGACGAAUCCUCGUCGUCGGCUUCGCUGCUGGACACGUCGAAAAGGUGGCCAUGAACAAGGUGCUUUUGAAGAACAUCUCUCUAGUUGGCAUCCACUGGGGCGCUUUCGCCCUCCAUCAGCCCGACGUGAUCCCCGUUGUCUGGCGGGGCAUCAUGGCGCUGAUUGCCCAGGGCAAGCUGAGGGGGACCGUCUACACCGAUCACGAGUUUGUCGGGCUGGAGAGGGUAAAGGACUCGCUGCAGGCCUUGAAGGGGCGAGGGACCUGGGGCAAGGUCGUCGUCGUCAUCCCCCCGGACAAUCCAAGUCGACUGUAA